Molecule: messenger RNA, 2599 nt
Organism: Punica granatum (pomegranate)
Lineage: Eukaryota; Viridiplantae; Streptophyta; Magnoliopsida; Myrtales; Lythraceae
Source: RefSeq, a predicted model, not a curated record
AGAGAGAGAGAGAGAGAGAGAGAGAGAGACGGAGUGUUUCGGGAAGUGAGAGAGAGAGAGAGAGAGAGAGAGAGCAGCUCAAAGCUUGCAAAGAGCGAGAGAAGAUGAGACAACUCCACCUUCCUUACUUCUUCUUCUCGUCCUCCUUCUCACGCUACUAGGGUUUUGGCGCGAUUCUGUUGUCUUGUUCCCUCGCCCAGCUGCAUUCUCCAUCCAUAGACUGUCAUCUCCUUCACAUUCCCCCCAAAGAAAAAAAUAUAAAAAAAAUACUCCGUCUUUUCCCCGGCAGCAGCUGCAGCAAACGAACACGAACUCCUGGACGGGGUAAGAAGGAAGAAACCAUUGCUCCUCCUCAGUGGUUUGAAGCAGAAGAACAAGAGGACAGGUUUGAAUGCGUUUCCUCCGUUUGAUGCGAUGCGGGUCAUUCUGGUUUUUAACACGGAGAUAUUUAGCUGCCGGUGGUGUGGGUCAGGAAGGCUUUGAAGGAGAGGCAUCAAUCUGCUUAAUCUGUAGUUCUAUUUAAGAGGAUUUACAGUAUGCAGACACCAAAAGCUCGAACCAACUCGUCAGAUGUUCCACAUAAGAAGUCUCCUGGAGCAGCUCGAACUGCUCGGCAGCUGAAGACUCCAGGAUCAGAUUCUGAGGCCAUGUCUUCUUCUCCAAACGCUGUAAGCAAGACCCCGAAAGAUAAGAGCCCAAAAGUCAGUGAACGGAAGUCUCCACGAACUCCAGUUUCUGAGAAGAAACGCCCGAACAGAAUGUCUGAGCUGGAGUCUCAGCUCUCUCAGCUCCAAGAGGAUCUCAAGAUUGCCAAGGAUCAAUUAGCCUCCUCCGAGUCAGCGAAGCGGCAAGCUCAGAAGGAAGCCGAGGAGGCCAAAUAUCGACUCUCGUUAUUAUCUCAAAAGCUAGGGGAAUCUCAACAGCAGCUGAUGGAUCUAUCUGCUUCUGAGGAGGAUCGGGUCCAAGAGCUCCGGAAAAUUUCCCAAGAUCGGGACCGAGCAUGGCAGUCUGAGCUCGAAGCAGUCCAGAAUCAGCACUCUAUGGAUUCUGCUGCAUUGACUUCAGCCCUGAACGAGAUAAAAAAGCUGAGGGCUCAGCUCGAGAAGGUGGCGGAAUCUGAGGCUGCACAGAGCAAGCAUGCUGAAUUGGCACACAACGAGAUCCAACGACUAAGAUUGGAGCUAUCGGAGACUCUCACUCUGGUGGAAAAACUAAGGACUGAGCUCGGUGACUGUAGAGAAUCUGAGGCUCAGGCAUUGGAAGUUGUGAGAAACACGGAAAGACAAUUGGAGAUUGCAAGUGUAACUGCUGAGACUCUUCGAUCAGAGUGCAUCAAAGUUUCCGAGGCUUAUGAUGCUGCAAAAAUGGAGCUGGAGCGAUCCAAUGAUCGAAUGAAAGAACUGGAAGCUCUUGUCAGCAAACUUCAAGAAGAGCCUCUGAGUGAUAAUAUUCAGUCUGGAGAAAUAGACCAGCUGAAAGAUGAACUUAAUUCGGUAAAGAACGAAGCAGGGCAGCUGAGAUCGGCCCUUGAUGCAGCUGAGAUGAGGUACCAGGAAGAGUACAUUCAGAGCACACUGCAGAUUAGAAGUGCUUAUGAACAAAUGGAGAAUACGAGGAAGGAAUCUUCCCAGAGACAGGCUUUGCUGGAGGAAGAGCUAAAGAAGGCCAUGAGUCGGAUUGAAGAAUUAGGACUUGUCUCACUUACGAAGUUGGAGACGAAGUCAGAAAUUGAGGAAUCACCGGGCAAUGAGAAUGAACACUCUUUGAUGUCAGAGUUGGAGAGGUUGCGAGCAGACUUAUCCGAGCUCAAGGCAGAAUUGUCCGACAGAGACACUAAAUUGAAGAAUUUAUCAAGCAAGAACGAAGUGCUUAAGAAAGAACUAAGUAAGAGGGAAAUGGAGAGUACUAAAGUCAAUAAUGAGGCUGUGGCUUUGGCGGAAGCCAUGAAGGGAUCAGAGCGAGAGGCUCUAACAAGAGUCGAGUCUCUGAGGGAGGAAGCUGAUAAGAGCAACAGAAGAGUCGAACGUGUAAUGGAACAGUUAGAUGCAGCUCAGGCAGCCAACUUGGAAAUGGAAGCUGAGCUUCGGAGGCUAAAAGUGCAGUCAGACCAGUGGAGGAAGGCUGCUGAGGCGGCAGCAGCAAUGAUUUCCAGUGGAGGAGAGAACAAUGGGAAGCUCAUGGAACGGGCGAGCUCCCUCGAUAACUACUAUAGUCCUGUGGCCGGGAAUGUGAUGGGUUCUCCUUACUCGGAAGACAUGGAGGAGGAGUCGCCGAAGAAGAGGAACGGUAACGUUCUGAUGAAGAAGAUCGGGGUGUUGUGGAAGAAGGGACAGAAGUAGGAGAUCAAAUGGCAGUAGUAUUAAUUUUCUUCUAAGGAGUGAUGAUGAGUGGUUAAAUCCGUUAAGCUUCUCUAUCUUUGUAUUUGUACCAUUUUGUUGGGCUUAUGUUUUGGCAAAUCUUUUGAAGUUAAAAGGAAUGUGCAGAUUGCUGGUUCAUCUAUAUGUCAUUCAAGGGCGAACCCGAACCUGUUCGCCGAGGACUUGAUUGGAACGGAUGAAAUAUUGAGUUUGCCAAAUAAUCGAACUACGGUUCUCUUUCC